Molecule: messenger RNA, 15747 nt
Organism: Scleropages formosus (Asian bonytongue)
Lineage: Eukaryota; Metazoa; Chordata; Actinopteri; Osteoglossiformes; Osteoglossidae
Gene: csmd2
Product: CUB and Sushi multiple domains 2
Exons: 71
Coding region: 795-11615 (3606 amino acids)
Source: RefSeq, a predicted model, not a curated record
AGAGAGAGAGAGAGAGAGGGAGAGAGAGAGCGAGAUAGAGAGAGAGAGAGAUCAGAUCCUGGUUGCUCUGCAGUCCGGCGCUGUGUGUUAAGACAGUAACACACACACACACAAACACACACACAUACACUGAUCCACGGAUCCGCCGAUUCAGUCAUUCAUCGACCCACGGACGCGGGGUGUGUGAGGAACGUGGGAAUAGCUGAUAACUGAUGCGCAGAGACACGGAGAGAAGAGGAGACGAGAGGAGACGAGAGGAGACGAGAGGAGAGGAGAGGAGGAGCAGCGGCACCGGCGAACUUCACCGCAGGAGCAGCAGCAUCAUCUCCUUCUUGGAAGCGCUUCCAUCCUCGUGCGCCGCAUGGAUCCGCGACAGCGACCCUCCUCACACUAUUAAGGGCACCAACAGAGUAAAAGAAGAGGGAAACGAGGAAAGACAGAAAUACGAAGCAAACUGAGUGCAUGUGCGCCGAAGAGGAGCCGGGCUUCCCAGGGACCCACCGGGAUGAUGAUGAUGAUGAUGUGCGGGAUUACUGAGACCGUGGGCUGAGGGGCUGCCCGCCCCCCGCCGCCCCCGCCGCCACUCCGUCCGUCCUCCGCUUCCUUCUCCUUCUCCAGCUUCAUCUUCUCUUUUUCUUUUUAUUUGCCGUUUCUCUGCGUUGCGGCGCGGCGCGAGCUCUGUCCCCCGGAGCUCGGCGGGAGAUGGUUCAGUCCGGCUGCGGGAGCGCGGUCUCCACGCACCGGGGUGUCUCUCCGCUCCCACUCGAGCUCGUCCGUCCGCCGCGUCGCGUCUGAUGAGGAGCCCGUCCGAGCGCCCGAACCCUGCCAUGACCGCCGGACCGGGCCCGGGGGGGGCGAACGCGACAGUGCGGGCGCGUCCCCGAGGCUGGAGCCGGCUGCUCGCGCUCUGUGUGGGGCUAUGCGUGGGGCUGCAGCGCGCCUCCGUCCGCGCCCAGAACUGCAGCUAUACGUUACACAGCCCAAAUGGGACUAUAGAGAGCCCUGGAUACCCCUACGGAUACCCCAACUAUGCCAACUGCACAUGGGUGGUUGUCACGCAGGACCACAGUCGGAUACAGCUAGUGUUCCAAGGUUUCGCCCUGGAGGAGGACUUUGACAUCCUGUCAGUCUACGAUGGGCAGCUCAGUCCCAGCAACCUGAGGACACGGUUGACAGGCUUCCAGCUGCCGCCACCCAUCGUCAGCUCAGGACCGCGGCUCACACUGUGGCUGCUCUCAGAUUAUGCCGUGAGUGGCCAGGGCUUCAGGGCCUACUACGAAGCCCUGCCGAGCUACACCUGCGGAAAUCCAGGGCAGCUCCAGAAUGGACUCCAGCAGGGCUCCUCCUUUAACAUCGGGGACAAGAUCCGGUACAGCUGCAACCCCGGAUACGUGCUGGAGGGUCACACAGUGCUGUCCUGCCUGGCUACAUCCUCGGGGACCGCCUCCUGGGACUUCCCUCUGCCUUACUGUCGAGCGGAUGAUGGAUGUGGGGGCACCCUCCGGGGCCAGAGUGGGGUCAUCACCAGCCCUAACUACCCGCAGGACUACAACAACAAUGCCGACUGCACCUGGACAGUGCUGGCCGAACCCGGGGACACCAUUGCCCUCGUCUUUACCGACUUCCAGCUGGAGGACGACUAUGAUGUCUUGGAAAUCAGCGGGACAGAGGGCUCUUCGCAAUGGUUCACAGGGCCCAACCUCCCAUCUCCUGUCAUCAGCAGCAAGAACUGGCUUCGUCUCCACUUCACGUCUGAUGGAAACCACAAGCUCCGUGGCUUCAGUGCCCAAUACCAAGUGAAGAAAAUGACAGAACUCAAGUCCCGCGGCGUGAAGAUGCUGCCGAGCAAAGACAACCACCACAAGAUAUCCGUGUUGUCACAGAUGGGUGUGGCACAGGGACACAACAUGUGUCCUGACCCUGGCAUUCCGGAACGAGGGAAGAGAAAGGGCUCCGACUUCAGGAGGGGUUCCACGGUGCACUUCUCCUGUGACGAGGGCUACGAGCUGCAGGGCUCCAAGAGCAUCACUUGCCUGCGUGUGACUGACAGCUACGUGGGCUGGAGCGACGAUAGGCCUGUCUGCAGAGCACCCAUGUGUGGCGGACAACUGCGAGGUCCCAGUGGGGUCAUUACGUCGCCCAACUUUCCCGUCCAGUACGAUAACAACGCAAACUGCACGUGGGUCAUCACAGCAGCCGACCCCUCCAAGGUGAUUAAGCUGACUUUUGAAGAUUUUGACCUGGAACGGGGCUACGACACGCUCACGGUUGGUGACGGCGCAUCCGUGGGCGAUCAGAAGACUGUCUUUCAUGUGCUGUCUGGGACCACCACGCCAGACCUGGUGGUUAGCACAAGCCAUCAGAUGUGGCUGAACUUCAAAACCGACGACACCAGUGGCUCCCUGGGUUUCAAGGUGUCCUUUGAAGAAAUCGAACAAGGUAGCUGUGGAGACCCUGGAAUCCCUGCCUACGGCAAGCGAGAAGGAUCGGGCUUCCGGCACGGUGACCGACUACAUUUUGAAUGCCUGCCGGCAUUUGAGCUGGUGGGGAAGAAGAACAUCACGUGUCAGAAGAACAACCAGUGGUCGGCCAAGAAACCCAGCUGCGUGUUUUCUUGUUUCUUCAACUUCACAACCCCAUCGGGCGUGCUGCUUUCACCCAACUACCCCCAGGAGUACGGCAACAGCAUGCACUGUGUGUGGCUUAUCAUAGCCAAGCCCGAGAGUCGCAUCAACCUAGCUUUCAACGAUCUCAGCCUGGAGAAGCAGUUUGACUUCCUUUCGGUGAAGGAUGGGGGCAAGGCUGAGUCGCCCAUCCUGGGUACCUUCUCGGGUGACGUGGUGCCAUCGCCCAUUACCACCAGUGGACACGUUGCCAGGCUGGAGUUUCUCACUGACCACACCAACACGGACCGUGGGUUCAACAUAACAUUCACCACCUUUCGGCACAAUGAAUGCCCCGACCCCGGCGUCCCUGUCAACGGCAAGCGUUUCGGCGACAGCCUGCAGCUGGGCAGCUCCAUGUCUUUCACCUGCGAGGAGGGAUUUGUGAAGACGCACGGCUCUCAGACCAUAUCUUGCAUCCUGAAAGAUGGAAACGUGGUGUGGGACAACGCCGUGCCUCGCUGCGAAGCACCCUGUGGAGGGGAGCUGAAGGCGCUCAGCGGUAUCAUCCUGUCCCCGGGCUGGCCGGAGCUCUACAAGGAGGCACUGAACUGCGAGUGGAUCAUCGAGGCUCCGCCCGGCUACCCCAUCAAAAUCAUAUUUGACAAGUUCCGGACCGAGGUGAACUACGACGUCCUGGAGAUCCGAGAUGGACGCUUCCCCUCGUCUCCCCUGAUCGGAAGCUACCAGGGCACCCAAGUGCCCCAGUUCCUCAUCAGCACCUCCAACUUCCUGUAUCUGCUGUUCACCACCGACAAGAGCCACUCGGACAUCGGCUUCCGCAUCCGCUACGAGAUUGUCCAACUGCAGUCAGACCACUGCGUGGACCCCGGAAUCCCAGUAAACGGUCAGCGCCACGGCCAUGACUUCUAUGUGGGCGCGCUGGUGACGUUCAGCUGUGACGCGGGGUACACGCUCAGUGACUCCGAGCCCCUGGAGUGUGAGCCCAACUUCCAGUGGAGCCGCGGCCUGCCCAGCUGUGACGCGCUCUGCGGCGGCUACAUCCAGGGGAAUUCUGGCACCAUCCUGUCCCCCGGAUUCCCUGACUUCUACCCCCACAAUCUCAACUGCACCUGGACCAUAGAGACUUCCCAUGGCAAAGGUGUUCAGUUCACCUUCCACACCUUCCACCUGGAGAGCCCCCAUGACCACCUGCUGGUGACUGAGAAUGGCAGCUUCUCUCAGCCGCUGUGGCGUCUCACGGGAUCCACGCUGCCCCCUCCGCUGAGCGCCGGCCUCUUCGGCAACUUCACGGCCCAGAUCCGUUUCCUGUCCGACUUUUCCGUCUCCUACGAGGGCUUCAACAUCACUUUCUCGGAAUAUGACCUAGAGCCUUGCGAGGACCCCGGGGUGCCCCCCUUCAGCACUCGCAAGGGGCUCCAGUUUGGGGUGGGUGACUCCCUUAUCUUCUCCUGCUUCCCGGGUUACCGGCUGGAGGGGCCGUCCCGGGUCACCUGCCUGGGUGGGCGACGCCGGGUCUGGAGCUCCCCUCUCCCAAGGUGUGUUGCCGAAUGCGGUUCCUCUGUGACGGGCACCCAGGGCGUCCUGCUGUCACCCAACUACCCCGCGUACUACGGCAACAACCACGAGUGCAUCUACUCCAUUCAGACCCAACCAGGCAAGGGCAUCCAGCUGAGGGCCAGGGACUUCCGACUGCAGGACGACGAUCUGCUCAAGGUGUACGACGGCAACAGCAACACCGCUCGCCUGCUGGGCACCUUCACGGGCACGGAGCUGCAGGAGGUCACGCUGAACAGCACGUCCAGCUCCAUGUGGCUCGAGUUCAUCAGCAACGCGGAGAACACCAGCAAGGGCUUCGAGCUGCACUACACCAGCUUCGAGCUGCUCAAGUGCGAAGACCCCGGGAUGCCCCAGUUUGGCUACAAGAAGGAGGACCGCGGUCACUUCGCCGGCAGCACUGUGUCGUACAGCUGCAACCCGGGCUACACCCUCAAGGGUUCCGAGGUGCUCACCUGCCUGCGAGGAGAGAGGAGGGCCUGGGACAGCCCACUACCCUUGUGUGUGGCCGAGUGUGGGGGGGUCAUCAAGGACGAGCCCACGGGGCGGAUCCUCUCCCCCGGGUAUCCGGCACCUUACGACCACAACCUGCACUGCGUGUGGACCAUCGAGGCUGCACCGGGGAGCACCAUUGGACUCCACUUCCUGGUGUUUCACACUGAGGAGGUGCAUGAUGUUCUGCGCAUCUGGGAUGGCCCCCAGGAGGGUGGGGUCUUGCUGCGGGAGCUGAGCGGCUCAGUGCUGCCCCCCGACACCCACAGCACCUUCAACUCCAUCACCCUGCAGUUCACCACCGACUUCUUCACCAGCAAGCAGGGCUUUGCCUUACAGUUCUCUGUGUCGACGGCCACUUCCUGUAACGAUCCGGGCACCCCGACCAACGGCACUCGCAGCGGCGACAGCAGGGAGCCGGGAGAUCACGUUCUGUUCCAGUGUGAUCCUGGAUAUGUCCUUCAGGGGGCCAACAAGAUCACGUGCACCGAAAUCAAUAAUCGCUUUUUCUGGCAGCCUGACCCACCCACCUGCACAGCACCCUGCGGGGGCAACCUGACAAGUGCAAGUGGCCUGAUCCUUUCCCCGGAAUACCCCGAGCCAUACCCUCAUGGCCGCGAGUGUGACUGGACCGUGACCGUGACCCCUGACUACGUCAUCGUCCUCACCUUCAAUCAGUUCAGCUUGGAGCCAAGCUACGACUUUCUGCAUAUCUAUGAUGGGCCGGACUCACUCAGUCCUUUGCUGGGUAGCUUUUACGGCACGGACGUCCCGGACCGGAUCGAAAGCAGCUCCAACACGCUCUUCUUGGCAUUCCGCAGUGACGCGUCACUAAGCAGCAAUGGUUUCGUUCUUCAGUACACAGAGAACCCAAGGGAAUCGUGCUUCGAACCAGGCCCGGUCCAGAAUGGAACCCGAGUCGGUACUGAGCUCAAGCUGGGGUCCAUCAUCACCUUCUACUGCGACAGUGGCUAUGUCAUCGAGGGUGACUCCGCUCUCACCUGUAUCAUGGGGGGCGACAGCAAACCCGUUUGGAACAGGCCGCGACCAAGAUGCGUAGCUCCAUGUGGGGGGCAGUAUUCUGGAAUGGAGGGGGUGGUGCUUUCCCCUGGUUAUCCUGGUAACUACACGAGUGGGAGGACCUGCCUGUACUCCGUUGUCGUACCAAAGGACUAUGUGGUAUUUGGGCAGUUUGCCUUCUUCCAGACGGCCCUCAAUGAUGUGGUGGAGGUCUAUGAUGGGGCCACCCAGCAUUCCCGUGUGCUCAGCUCACUUUCCGGGGCACACACAGGCGAGUCCUUGCCGCUAGCCACCUCGAACCAAAUCCUUAUUCGCUUUAAUUCCAAGGGCCAGGCCACAUCCAAAGGCUUCCACUUGGUGUAUCAAGCUGUUCCACGGACCAGCGCCACCCAGUGCAGCUCGGUCCCUGAACCGCGACACGGCAGGCGGGUGGGAAACAGCUUCUCAGUGGGUGCCGUUGUCCGCUUCGAGUGUGGCCCAGGCUAUGUUCUGGAAGGUGCCAGCGCUAUCGAAUGCCUGACUGUGCCCAACGCACUGGCGCAGUGGAACAGCACAGUUCCGAGCUGCGUAGUCCCAUGUGGUGGGAAUCUGACCCAGCGGACUGGAACCAUCCUGUCCCCAGGCUUUCCUGAGCCUUACCUCAACAGCCUGAACUGUGUGUGGAAGAUCACGGUGCCAGAGGGUUCUGGCAUUCAGAUCCAGGUCAUCAGCUUUGUGACGGAACACAACUGGGACUCCUUGGAGGUUUUUGACGGAGGCGAUAACACAGACACUUUGCUGGGAAGUUUCUCAGGUACAACUGUUCCAGCUCUUCUGAACAGCACCUCCAACCAGCUGUACCUGCACUUCUUCUCCGACAUCAGCGUCUCUGCUGCUGGCUUCCAGCUGGAGUACAAGACUGUGUCUUUGACAAGCUGCCCUGAGCCAGUGGUCCCCAUGAAUGGGAUGAAGGUGGGAGAUCGGUUCCAGAUGAACAAUGUUGUGUCCUUCCAAUGUGAGCCGGGAUACACCCUUCAGGGCAAUUCCCACAUCACCUGCAUGCCUGGCACGGUGCGGCGAUGGAACUUCCCUCCACCUCUGUGCAUCGCCCAGUGUGGUGGCAUUCGGGUGGAGAUGGAGGGCAUGAUCCUGAGUCCAGGUUUCCCGGGAAAGUACCCUAGCAACAGUGACUGCACCUGGAAGAUCUACCUGCCAAUAGGAUAUGGUGCACACGUGCAGUUCCUCAACUUUUCGACAGAGGCUAACCACGACUUCCUAGAAAUCCGCAACGGCCCUUUUGAAACUAGCACUGUGAUCGGCCGCUUCAGUGGACAGGAUGUCCCGUCAUCUCUACUCACCACAUCCCACGAGACCACUGUGUACUUUCACAGUGACCACUCUCAGAAUAAAUUGGGGUUCAAGUUCGAAUAUCAGGCAUACGAGCUGCAAGAGUGUCCCGACCCAGAGCCCUUCCGUCAUGGGGUGGUGGUGGGGGCCGGUUACAACGUGGGCCAGUCCAUCUCCUUUGAGUGCCAGCCAGGCUACCAGCUUGUGGGCCACUCCAUCCUCACCUGUGAGCAUGGGACCACACGCAACUGGGACCACCCGUUCCCUCGCUGUGAAGCGCCCUGCGGGGGCAACAUCUCGUUGGACAAUGGCACCAUAUUCUCACCCGGGUACCCGGAGGAGUAUCCCACCUCGUCUGACUGCACAUGGCUCAUCACUGUGGCCCCAGGCAUGGGCGUUCGUCUCAACUUCACUCUCCUCCAGGUCCAUGGUCCUCACGACUUCAUCUCUGUUUGGGAUGGCCCUCAGGAGACUGUCCGCAAACUGGGCGUGUUCACCGACGGCGAGCAGACAGACCCGCCUAGCAGCACCUCCAACCAAGUCCUCAUACGUUUCCGCAGCAACACUGAAAAAGGUGGCCUGUUCAGAAUCACCUACCAAGCCUACCGCCUCCAGUUCUGUCUUCCUCCUCCCAUCAUCCCCAAUGCAGAGAUCCUGAUGGCCAGCAAGGAGUUUAAAAUAGGAGACAUUGUGCGCUACAGGUGUCUUCCGGGCUACCAGCUGAGUGGAAACGAUAUCCUCAUCUGCAGACUUGGGACACACCUGGAGUUUGAAGGGCCUCCUCCAUCAUGCGAGGUGAACUGUCCCAUGAAUGAAAUCUUGACCGACUCCACGGGUGUGAUCCUAAGCCAGACCCAGGGAAGCGGUUUCCCGCAUUUUGAGACUUGCUCGUGGGUUGUUAAGGCCGAACCGGGAUAUAACGUCUCCCUCACCGUGGAACACUUCCAAACCAGUCGGCAGUUUGACGAGCUGGAGAUCUUUGACGGUCCCUCCAGACAGAGUCCGCUCCUCCUCACGUUGAGCGGCAACUACUCAUCUCCCUUCACUGUCACCAGUACCUCCAAUAAGGUGUACCUGCACUGGUCCUCAGAUCAUGCGUCCAGCCACAAGGGUUUCCGGAUCCGCUACACAGCCUCAUACUGCAGCCCCCCAAACCCUCCAGCUAAUGGUUCGGUCCACAGCCUGACGGGCACGAAACUGGGGAGCACCCUUCGCUUCAGCUGUGACACGGGCUUUCGCCUCAUUGGCCAGAGCAGCGCCACCUGCAGCCGCACCCCUCAAGGCCUGUACCAGUGGAACGCUCCCAUACCCCUUUGCCAAGUGGUGUCAUGUGGGGUGCCGGCAUCCCCCAUCAAUGGCAGCGUGACAGCACGUGAUUACACAGUAGGUUCCAGAGCGCUCUACCAUUGCAACCCCGGCUACCAGCUGUCCAGCCCCUAUGCUGUGUCAAUCAUUUGUCAGGAGUCUGGAAGGUGGAGCCCAGUAGAUGCCCCACCCCGCUGCACACCCGUGACAUGUCCUGACAUUGGUCACACAGCAGUGGAACACGGCAGAUGGAGACUGAUCUAUGGGACCCAAAAUCAGUAUGAUGCCAUCAUGAUGCUCAUCUGUGAUCCUGGGUACUACUACAGGGGUCAGCGGGUCAUCCGCUGUCAGGCCAACGGAACCUGGGAUUACCCAGAGCCUCGUCCUCUCUGUAACAUCAUCUCCUGCAUGGACCUGGGCACCCCUCCCAAUGGGAACAAGAUCGGAACGUUGACCGUGUACGGAGCCACGGCCAUCUUCUCUUGCAAUACAGGAUACACGCUGGUGGGCUCGCGAGUUCGAGAGUGCAUGUCUAACGGGUUGUGGAGCGGAACCCAGGUCCAAUGCCUUGCCGGCCACUGCGGCACUCCUGAGUCCAUUGUGAACGGGCAGAUCGUCGGGGAGAACUACAACUACCGAGGCAGCGUGGUUUACCAGUGUAACCCAGGCUUCCGGCUCAUCGGUGUGUCCGUACGCAUCUGCGAGCAGGACCACCACUGGUCUGGAAGGCCCCCCGUGUGUGUCCCCAUCACCUGCGGCCACCCAGGAAACCCAGGCAACGGCGUCACGCAGGGCACGCAGUUCAACCUCAACGACAUCGUGCGCUUCACGUGCAACACGGGCUACGUGCUGCAAGGCGCUGUCAACGCUCAGUGCCAGGCCAACAGCCAGUGGAGUAAUCCACUGCCCGUCUGCAAAGUUGUGAACUGCACCGACCCUGGACAUGUUGAGAACAGCAUUCGGCAGGUGCUACCCAGUGGCCCGCACCGCUUCAGCUUCCAGACCACUGUGUCGUACAGCUGCAACCCAGGCUACUACCUGCUGGGCACAGGGGUGUUGGCAUGCCAGGGUGAUGGGACGUGGGACCGUUCUCUUCCCAAGUGCCUCCUGGUGCUGUGCGACCGGCCUAGCAUGCCCCCUUAUGCCCAGAUCUCGGGAGACCGCCGUACCGUUGGCUCCGUCAUCCGCUUCAGCUGCAUCGGCCAGCGUUCCAUCGUAGGCAACACCACGCGGAUGUGCCAGCUGGAUGGCCACUGGAGCGGCUCACUGCCGCACUGCUCCGGUGAGUCGGCGGGUGUGUGUGGUGACCCCGGUGUACCAGUCCAUGGGAUCCGGCUGGGGGAGGAGUUCUCCAUUGGCAGCGUGGUGCGCUUCAGCUGCGAGCCUGGCUACGCCCUGAAGGGCUCUCCGGAGAGGACCUGUUUGGCCAAUGGGACUUGGACAGGCAUCCAGCCUGAGUGCCAUGUGGUGUCAUGUGGUAAUCCUGGAACUCCCCGGAAUGCCCAGGUGGUCUUCCAUGAUGGUUUGGUCUUCUCCCGCUCCAUCACUUAUGCCUGCCGUGAGGGCUACUACUCCACUGGCCUCCUGACCAGGCACUGCACGGUCAAUGGCACCUGGACCGGAACCAUGCCAGAGUGCACAGUGAUCAACUGUGGGGACCCGGGGGUACCAGCCAAUGGUAUUCGCCUGGGCAGUGAUUUCACCUACAACCACACAGUAUCCUUCCAGUGCUCGCCAGGCUUCACCAUGGAUGCUGACCGUGCCUCCAGUCUCAUCUGCACCAAGGACCGCACCUGGAAUGGAACCAAACCUAUAUGCAAAGCAAUUGUGUGUGGGCCACCUCCUGUCAUCCCUAAUGGGCAUGUGGUGGGUGCCGACUUCCAGUGGGGCUCCAGCAUAAGCUAUGCAUGCAUUGAAGGGUAUCAGCUCUCCUUGCCUGCUACUCUCACAUGCCAGGGCACUGGGAACUGGAGUGGAGAAAGACCCCAAUGCUUUCCUGUGUUCUGCGGUGACCCAGGAGUUCCUGCUCAAGGAAGGCGUGAAGACCGUGGAUUCACCUACCUUUCCUCCGUGCACUUUUCCUGCCUCCCCCCAUUGGUCCUGGUGGGCUCGGCCCGCCGCUACUGCCAAGCUGACGGUACCUGGAGUGGAACGCAGCCGUCAUGUAUUGACCCAGGCCACACGACCUGCAUUGAUCCAGGAGCCCCUCUGUUUGGAUACCAGAACAACACCCAGGGAUUCCAGAUCGGAAGCAUUGUCUUCUUCAGUUGCAGGAAGGGAUAUCUGCUUCAGGGUUCCACUACCCGCACCUGUCUACCCAACCUCACCUGGAGUGGAGUGCAGCCCGAGUGUAUCGCACACCACUGCAGCCAACCAGAGCUCCCGCCCCAGGCCGACGUCAGCGCCAUUGAGCUGCCCUCUCUUGGAUAUACGCUCAUCUACUCUUGCCAGCGUGGGUUUUAUCUGGCUGGCGGCUCGGAACAUCGCACCUGCCGAGCAGAUGGAAGCUGGACGGGGAAGCCCCCUCUGUGUGCACCUGAUAUCCGGCCAAGUGGGACUACCAUUGGAACUGUCCAAGAGCCCCCCAAUGCCAAAAUGCCAGUUCCAGGGGGGGUCUUUGCCAAGAACUCCCUGUGGAGGGGCUCCUACGAAUACCUGGGCAAGAAGCAGCCAGCCAUGCUGAGCAUCACAGCUUUUGAACCCUUUGGCAACCGUGUCAACGGAACGCUCAUCGACCACAGUGGAGUCGAGCUCAGGUUGGCCGGCAUCUACAAAAAAGAAGAAUCCCACUUACUGCUCCAGGUAUACCAGAUCCGGGGGCCUGUGGAAAUUUUUGUCAACAAGUUCAAAAGUGAAAACUGGGCACUGGACGGUCAUGUCUCCUACAUGGCGUCUUCAAACUCCUUUGUGUACCAGGGCUUUGUCCGAGGGAAAGGGUUUGGCCAGUUUGGACUGCAGAGACUUGAUACGGAGAUCGUGGACCCAAACCGAACAAGCACCGGCUACAACUUUGCCUCCAACAGCAGCUCUGUUGCAGCGGCCAUCUUAGUGCCUUUCAUUGCUAUGAUCAUCGCUGGGUUUGCGCUCUACCUGUACAAACACAGCCUUGUGCUCUGUUUACCGACGCCCAGGAGAAGACCAAAGGUCCCAUUCAAUGGCUAUGGGGGCCACGAGAACACCAAUGGGAGGGCCACCUUCGAGAACCCCAUGUAUGACCGCAACAUCCAGCCCACUGACAUCAUGGCCAACGAGACUGAGUUCACCGUCAGUACGGUGUGCACGGCGGUAUAGCGCUCUCUCUCCUCAAGGCUCCUGUGUUUUUCCUCAUCGCAUUUGGAAGCAAAGUAACAUCACACAUCCUCAUAGAAAAAAAGAAAAACAUUUCCCAUUUGGAGUUCUGUGUGGCCCUGGUCAGUUUUCUGUAUUGGAGUGCAGCUUCUCGACCUGCGUCUGUAUUAGAAGACAGCCAGUGAAAUUGGGCUUUGAGGCUGAAUCCGGAGCAAGAAAAAAAAAAAAAUAAAAAAAAACAGGGUUUCUUGAAACAGUCUUACCACAGAAUGAUAACUAACAAAUAUACAGCGAAUUUGCGUCAAAAGAAGGUCUUGCAAAUUGUGGCACAGCAGAUAUACCUUGUGAACCUCUUCAUCCUCGAAGAUGUUGUUUCCUAGCUGGUCCGCUCCUCUUCUUGCCCUGUGCUGACGUAAUCGGCGGCCUCCAGCUUGAUGCUAUAGAACACAUUCUGUGUCUCGGACCCAGACAUGGCUUGGAAGGGCCGUAAACUCCAAGCAGUGGAAUUCUUUGUUUUUUUGUUCUCCGAGGAAGUGACCGCUGACUUUUAACAUAUAGUGUCUCCGAGUGCCAAUGUCCCAUUGCUGUCUUUCACAGCUACCCAUUGGCGUUCUCCCAUUUUCUUACCCAACACUCCGCUUCACUCAGUUCUGCCCUGGGAAAAGUUUACAACGGAUCCAGAGUUCUGUUCUCCUUUGAUUCUGAAGAAAGGACUAAUCUGUUGUUCAGUGGGAGACCACAGAAAGGACAACAGUUUGAAAUGCACUCAAGGCCUCUAGUAUCGCUAAUAUAGGAAAACUGGAGGGAAGAAUGAUAUGGGAACAAUGAUAAGAGAAUGUGUGCGUUUGUGAGUGGGUGUGUGUGCCUAAAGGUUUGUCUAUUUAAAGGAAAUUAUGGAAUCAAACACCUAUUUGGUUUGUGUGUUUUUUGCACAAAUGGCUGAUCUUAUCCUGAGCAGUGUCCACAGAGGUGAGGGAUAGAGAUGACAGAAAUUAUAGUCACUUGUCCACACCCAGAUUAAUAAUAGCCAUUAUUGUAAAAAAAAAAAAAAAAAAACUUAAUUCCUUGUAUUAUUCAUCGAGAUGCUGGGAAGUUAGGAUUCUUACAGAAUUCCGUAUGUGAAGGAUGAAAGGAUUAAAAUCUCAGAAGGAAACAUGUCGUUCUCUGUCGCAGCAUCUCAAGUCAUUUAACAGGGACAUUUGGCUGGGACACAGAAGACCACUUUAAGCUUCAUGUGAAGACCCCUUGGGGCUCAACAACAUAUCCGUCAACUGCUUGUCCAGUUCUCAGCAGUGUAACCAAAAUGAAAUGACAUUUAAUUCCAGUUCUGCCCUGUGGUUCAAGGUUUGACUCGUCUCAAGAUGCCAGAUUGUAGGUCCCAUGUGGUUAAAUAUCACGAAAAAUGGAGGUGGCACCUGCUAGAAUAGCCACACUGAAUGUUCACUCGAUGGACAGAGAAUUCACUGCUGCCCACACACUGGCAUUGGGCAUUAGACCAAGUGGAGAGAGAUGGUGUUUCGGAUACGCCUACGGUUUAAGGAUUUAUGACUUAACGUCGGUUUUUAGUACACUCUUGGCCUGGGGUCGUUGGCAGAGGCUGUCAGGACAGCUAAGCUAAGAUAACUCAUUUGAUGGUGCCUUGCCAUGGAUUCCCUUGGACAAUGGUUGUUUAUACUCCAACCAGAGUUUUGCCGUCACUGUGGUGUUAGAGAAAGGCCUGGGUGAGUUCUGCGAGAAGGCUACAGAAAACGGCAUCUAAUGCACAAUAGUCUAUUUUAAAACACUUUAAAAUUUUAUGUUGUUUUCAUUCAUUUUUUUGUAUUAGUUUCCUUUUGGGUUACUGUCGUACACCCAGAUCAGUCAUCUCAGCUCUGGCCAUCAACUCAUCUCCUCUAAACUAGACAAGCAAGGUUGCUUUCAUGUCCUCCAGAAUUUCAUCUGACUCUUUUCCAAGAAUAAUUCCAAGUUCUUGACAAGCAAUCUCAUCACAUAUUUGGGUUGGAGAGGCCAUGACACCACCAUCAGUUUCUAACAGGGCAGAGUUUGACAAAAGUUGACAGCUUAGGUAUACUGUUUAUGCAUAAUUAAACAUUGCAAAGUAUUCUUAGAUUUGGAUCCAUAAAUACAAUGUAGUAUCCAGAGAGAAUCUAACAAGUUUCCAAUUGAACACUUAGGACUUUCCAUAGCUGGUCAGUUUAUGUUUUGAGCCCUGCAGGAAGUCAAAAUGCUAAAGGUUACAGUGGCCUGCGGAUUUUCCUCUAACUUUUAAAAACACUCAACUGCGCAUCACUUUCCACCUGCUUUCCAUUUAGAGCAUCAUCCCUUCCUUUUACACCGCAGACCCCUGGUCUCCAUGAUUAUUCAUCUCCACCUCAUAGAGCUCAUCAAACCACAAGCCCUGGUAUCAUGAGCAAAAAAACUGCCUGUUACCACUCUUUCAAUACCAUUAAAUUCAUUGCCUUUGAUACACAGUUUUCUACCUAAAGGUGAUUAAGCUGGAAAAAUAAGUUAUGCGUAAAAAUGAAAAUGUGAAUAAUUUCUUGGCAUUGGUUCAUUCCCUUUUAGUCUGUGGACAACAGAUUGAAGCUUCUCUCCACCAUGAUUUGUAAUUUACUGACCGACCCUCUUUAGAAACUGUUUAAAGUCCCUGUCACAGCUGUAUACGAAAGGGGGCAUCCUGAAAUGAAUCACAUGAUGGAGACUCACAGUUGUUUCAGUCUGUUUUGGUAAUUGCCUCUACAAUUUUAUUACUUUUAAAUCUGCUUAUCUCCACUGUGUGAAUUGAAUGUCGCCUGGUGCUUAUUGGAAUAGUAAGAUGAUUAGGAAAAGUGAAGAUUAUAUUUCCCGGGAGAUGUCUGUGGCAAAGUCAUUGCAAGGCAAAUUAUCUUAAACAUAAUGCCAGUCAGUUUAUAUAUUUUACUUACGUAUACUCCCACACACACACACACACACACACACACACACACACACGCACACUCCCCAGUGCAGCUGGAAAACAUCCAGUCCUUUAAUGAUGCAUGCCAUAACAUUUAUUUGAUGUAUCAUAUCUCCACAAUGAAUUCAUUUCAUCCCCCAAUUAUUCUUAUGACAUAAUUCAAAUUCCAUGAUAUACAUCUAAAAGCUGCCUCCCAUAAAACCUGAGCAGACCAAAAUGCGCAAUGAAAGGGUAAAUAAACUUUGAUUAUGGCCCUUUUCAUUAUGUGCUCAUUAUCAAAUUUUGAAAUGUUUAAUAAUUAAGCGACUGAGUUACAGAGGUGAAAAAAGUUCAUUUAUCAGCUAAUUGGCAGAGCUUUGAAAGAAUAAAAAAGCUGAAUUUGAAUUGAUAUUCAUGAACAAGGUUUUAAAAUUGUUACAUUCUGUCCUAAUGAAUUUACGAAAUGGCAAGAAAUGAGGUACAAAACACAUAAAUUGACUUUUUACAUCACUUGGGUUUAUAAACAAUAGCAUGUCACAGGCCAGAUCUAAUAAGACAAAGCAUUUUGGCUUUAUGAUUUAUCAGUGUUGCUAUUAAAUGUAUAUAAAAUAACAAACAUGAAGCUUGAAGAUUAGUUACGACAUUAUAUGUUUUUUUUUUUUUUUUGACAUUUUAAUUGGACUAUGUCUUCAUUUAGCAAACAUAAGACCCAAUAUUCAGUGACCAAAUGGUUUCUAUUCUACCAAAGUAACAAAAUACUAAAUUAUAAAAUACAAAGUCUAUUUUUGCCUGUAAAUAGUAUCUCACUGUAAGAAAAAAAUCUGAAAGGUUUUAUCUUAAGUCAAUGUCUUCUACAGCAAGCCUUAAUAUAAAAUUUGGUUCUUGUAAAUUUAACCCUGGCAAUUUAUUGAUGAAGUUUCAUUAAUUUUGGCUGUUAAAUAUCAUUUUCACCCUUCAUGUCUUUCAGAUUGCUAUCUGUAGGUUUUUCUUUUUGGUAGAGAGCCAGUAUGGCUCAUGUGUCCACAUUUACACGUCUCAAAAUCUGAGUUCUUAGGGAUCGAACUAAAGUAACACUCUUGUACAGUUUGGGAAGGGCUCUUGAAAGACAUGAUAAGAAUCACUCAUGGAAGAAGCAGGACUGAGGAACAGAGAGAGCUGAUGGUGGCUUAUCUCAUUUCUGAUCAAACCAAAAUUGGAGUAGUUCACUUUCAAUAAAGUAAG